Penaeus monodon (black tiger shrimp) is the source of this 2492-nucleotide messenger RNA. Its product is annotated as S-phase kinase-associated protein 2-like. Gene Ontology annotation, biological process: SCF-dependent proteasomal ubiquitin-dependent protein catabolic process. NCBI's taxonomy places the organism in Eukaryota, Metazoa, Arthropoda, Malacostraca, Decapoda, Penaeidae. Gene Ontology annotation, molecular function: protein binding. Gene Ontology annotation, cellular component: SCF ubiquitin ligase complex. The record is from RefSeq and is a predicted model, not a curated record.
GUGGAUGGUCCAAUUUUUUCACCACAGCUUCAAUAUCUUCCAAGUCUACCUCCAAUUAGGAGUAAGCUACAGUACUUAGAUCUUAGUAUGGCUGCAAUAGAACCCCCAGCGCUUGAGGAGUUGUUGAGUGUGUGUUUUGACCUGAAGAAAUUGAGUCUCGAGCAUUGUACUAUCAACCAAACAAUUUGCUCACACAUCGCUAACAACCCUAACUUAGAUACGCUUAAUAUGGCCAUGUGCUAUGGCUUGAACCACUCCAGUAUUCUUUAUAUACUCACUAACUGUAAAAAAUUGGUAAGUUUGAAUUUAGCUUGGACGGGAUUGUCUAAUGAGGAUCUUCGGAUAAUAUGCCGUCGCUUUCCCAAAUCACUCGAGCGGUUGAAUAUUUCCGGUUGCAGAAACACAUUGUCUGAUACACAUGUAAGAUUGUUGGCUGAACAGUCACCUGGCUUGGUAGAAUUAGAUGUGAGUGAUUGCACUCAGCUUACUGCUGCUUCUGUAUCUACAAUAAUUAGUGAACUGCGUCACACAGAAUAUUUAGCCUUCUCACGCUGCUACACCAUACAGCCAGAUGCUUACCUGGAGUUGAAGUCCAUGCCACAUCUGCUCUACUUGGAUCUGUAUGGCAUACUGAAUGAGAGUGCACUCAGUACCCUGCGACAAAGCCUGCCACACAUACAAAUUAACAAAUAUCUAUUCUCUUCCGUGGCUCGGCCUACAGUCGGUAUACGCAGGACGUCUGUUUGGGGUCUGAGAGUCAGAGAUUAAAUUCAUCCAUGCUAGGAUACAAAUCCUUGUAUAUGACAAGUCAGCUACUAGCAUUUUCAUGGACUUCCCAAAGACCUAACAAGUAGUCAUGUAAGAACAAGUGCCUUAUUUAUUAAUCCAAGAUAUUUGAUAAAUGUGAUCUGAGUGAAACAGACAUCAAGGCUUUUAACAAAUAUUUGCAAUAAAACCUGCAGUAGAAAAAGACCACUUGGGAGGUAAGUAUGAAAUAAAUUUCUGAAAUGCUCUAUUGUAAAUAUCUGGCUAGUGUAUUCCAGUGCAACGUGAAUAAGACAAAACAAGUGAUGUAUGAAGUGUGUGAAUGUAAAAGAAUGACAAUGUUUUAUACAGUGAUGUGAAUGAUUCAUUUAGAGAAGAAUUUCCAGAAGUGUAUGUAUGUUAUAUUUUCAUGUGGUGGUAUUAAGGGAUGCACAUGUCCCCUGUGCUUUAUAAUGCAAGAUUAAUUGAUUUCUUUUAAAGCACUGCCAACAAAUGCAUCAUACUGUACUUUUUGAACUGAUAAGGUACUAUACUGAAUGUUGUGAAAAUUCUUAGCUAUUUGGAGUAAUGCUACAAAAAGAAUAAUGCCUGAAUGAUCAAGCAAUUGAAUAUUUCAUGUUUAAUUUUUUCUCCAUAAUUCCGGAAAAAGUGACAUUAGUUAUCCAAACCAGAUAUAUUUCUCACCACCUGUUAAUAAAUUUGAAGGAAAGAUUUCAUGGUGUCAUAUACAUCUUAGUGGUAACAUUCACCCACAGAUUUGUUGCUCAAUGUAGAUUAAUCAGUAUGUGCCUGACAAAACAAAGGACACUGCCAAGAGAUACCCACAAAUUGUGUUCUGCAUUCUCAUCUGUGGUUCUUAGAAUUCUUGUAGGUUUAUACAUACCCUCUUUAAAACCGAAUAACUGGUUUUCAUCUGUUUUGAACCCUUAUUUCUGUAAUAUUAUGAGUAGCAUUGUUUAUUAUUGCAGUUAAUAGUGAUAUCUAAAUAUAAAUGAAUUUUCCUUAGUUGUUAAUAUUUGAUUUUUUAGGCUUUAUCAUAAAUUUGAUUAGGGUAAAGAUGUCAUAACAUGAUUUAUUUAAAAUUUCAUGUGAAAUGAUUGUGAUGAUCUGGAGGACACCAUGUAUUGAAAAAGACCGCACUAAGACAUAUGUUCGGGAUAGCAAUAAGGGAUGUAUUAUAGGAAACAAAAUUUAUAUCAUAACAAAAUUAUAUCAUAACAGUAGAUAGUAGAAUUCCUGCAUUAUAAUUUUAUGUAGUGAAAAUUGUUGUAUAAACCAUCUUAUCUGUGAUAGAAUUCUUUUAUGCCACAGUUCCAUGUUAUCAUUAUAAGAGUUAUUAGCUCUAUUGUAAGGGACAAACUUGGUGAAGAAGCAUUAAGUAUGGAUUUGUUUAUUUUAAAUUACAAAGUAAAUAUAAUUUAUAAUGAUUACUUAAACAGCCAAUGCAUUGUUUAUUUAGCUCAAUUUUCAUUACAUUUCACCAAGUAUUACUUAUUUUGUUAAUAAAUUUGAACUUUUGUUUCUCAUUAUUUUGUGCAUGGUUUUCAUGCAGCUUCACUGAGAAUGAACAUUUGUAGAGUUUACAUUUAGUUUGGAAUUUUGUUAGAAUAUCAGUGAAUUUCAUUGUUAAAAUUGAAUUUCUAAGAUUGUUAGUCAAUACUUGGAAAUUAUAAAUAAUUGUAUGAUGUAAAUGGGUAGUAAAUACAAGAUUAAAAGUGUGUUUAUAA